Messenger RNA from Cyprinus carpio (common carp), 1768 nucleotides. Its product is annotated as midnolin. Gene Ontology annotation, cellular component: nucleus. Gene Ontology annotation, molecular function: protein binding. The record is from RefSeq and is a predicted model, not a curated record. NCBI's taxonomy places the organism in Eukaryota, Metazoa, Chordata, Actinopteri, Cypriniformes, Cyprinidae.
UGAGCUUCGCAACAAAUGUAGACGCAGCAGCUGCGCUUCACAGAAGAGCGAGCAACCGGUUUAAAGAUCAGAGCUGCGUUACGAGCUAAAUACCGGGCAUUUAAAUAACAUAAGAUUAGUAUUUAAUAUAAAUCUACCUUCGGAUCCUAAUGGCCUGCUAAUAUUGAUAUUUUGGCGAGUUUCUGUGCGGAUCGGCGACCGUUAUUGUAGCAGCGCGCGCGAGACGGUGGAUUUAACUUACCUCAGAAAAACCGACCGGAACACCGCGGAUAUUUCACCGGGAUAUUACGUUUUUACGGUGAGCAGGAGAACCGUUCGCCACACACCGUCACCCGCUCGGUUCACAGAUCACGGGGUUCUCGGAUGGAGCGGAACACCGAGGCGCGGAGUCACGGAUCGUGGUCCCGGUGUGAGGAGCUCCUCCGAGGCGACGCGUCCAUGAACGUAUCGAUCAGCUCCACCACCGGGAGCCGCUUCGAGCUGUCCGUUCCUCUGGAGGAGACCGUGGAGGGGCUGCACCGGAGACUGUCCGAGAAGCUCCGGGUUCCGCGGGAGCGACUGCUGCUGCUGCACCGAGACACGAGGUUAAACUCGGGGAAGCUGCUGGAUUUCGGUGUGGUCGACGGAAGCAGACUGACGCUGGUGCCCACGGUUGAAGCCGGACUGAUGUCGCAGUCGUGCCGCUCGGAGCAGUCGGUCCUGCAGGCGCUGGAGAGUCUCUCAGACGCUCAGGUCAGUGACUUCCUGUCGGGACGGUGCCCGCUGACCCUUGCCCUGCGUGUGGGCGAUCACAUGAUGUUUGUGCAGCUCCAGUUGGCGGCUCAGGCACUGGAGGACAGCCGUCUCUUUCCAGGGGUCCUCAUACAGGGGCCGUCAGCAGUGGACCCCUCAGACUCACAGCAGCGGGAACAGGACGUCUUUAAGAGCUGCACUGCCCCGCCCUCAUCUCAUGAUAGCCACGCCCACGGUGCUCAAAGCCCCGCCCCUGCUCCGCCCUGCAUUCAGGCUGAAGGCAGCAGACCGCGAUGCAAACCCGGCGCCGUCAUCGAGAGCCUGGUCAAUCACGCGCCGGGAGUUUUCUCAGGAACCUUCUCAGGUACUCUACACCCCACCUGUCAGGACCGCAGCGGGCGUCCUCGCCGCGACAUCAGCACCAUCCUGCAGAUCCUCAACGACCUCCUGAGCGCCACACGGCUUUACCAGAGAUCUCCUCCGACGCUGACACACCUGCGCUGCCCUCCGACCUCACACACACCUCCACCCUCACCUACCUCACACACACACACACCUCCACCCUCACCAACUUCAGACCGGCUGCAGCCACAGCCGCAUGCACACCUGUGCAGGCCCUCCGGUGAGCGUCUGCGGCAGACGGAGAAUAAAGCCAUGCGCUGUAAGGUGGAGCAGCUGCAGCUCUUACUGCAGCAGCGGCGUCUGCGUCGAAAGGCCCGGAGAGACACUCGUGCUCCGUAUCGCUGGAUAACCCAGCGCCAGAACCUGUCCAGCGACGCACCGCUCCCCCUCGACUACCAGGAGCCGGUCUGGAAACCCGACGGCCCGGCAGACAUCAACCCGGAGUUCAUCGUGGUGUGACGGACGCAAGGAAGCAAGCGUGACACGACCUGGGCAUUAACACACAGUCCCUCAGGAGCCGCGUUAUGGCCUUCAGAGUCGGUCUGCAGUGAUUCUCAGCUCACUUCACCGAUGUUCAAGCACAGGAUGUAGCAUUUUCACUUCAGGUGUUCAACUCUGGGUGCAUGAUGUUUUG